This is a messenger RNA of Drosophila albomicans, 1929 nucleotides long. RefSeq lists its product as uncharacterized. The record is from RefSeq and is a predicted model, not a curated record. The transcript has a single exon. The coding region runs from base 1 to 1929 and encodes 642 amino acids. NCBI's taxonomy places the organism in Eukaryota, Metazoa, Arthropoda, Insecta, Diptera, Drosophilidae.
AUGCCACACUGCCGUCAACUGCUGUUGCUGCCGCUGCUGCUGCUCUUCUUGGGUUUUCCCACCGGUCCCCGGCACAGUCCGAGUCCGAGUGCCGUGAUUGCCUCGGUGCCUGUGCCCAGCGUAUAUCACGCGCCUGAGCUAAUGAAGGCGGCACUCAAAGUGCUGGAGCGGCAUGUGAGUCAACGCUACAAUGCGCUGGCCAUCAUGGAUCUCUCGCACUCGGUGGCGGUGCAACGUCAGCACAGGCUGGCGAUCAGCUAUCUUCUAAGACAGCUGGGGGAGCGUGUGGCAUUGCAGCUGCUGCGGGAUGCCCUCAUCGAGAAUCCAAGGGAUCACAUUCUGUUUCUGGUGGACUCGACGCGCGCCUUUCGCGGUCUGCGCUUUCACUUUGCCAAAUCCCUGUUCGACAGGGAGUUUCAUUUUCUCAUUGUGCUUGCACGCAGCGGGAGAGAGCACGAGGAGGAACAACGUUACGCUGCGCUGCGGGAUAUAUUCGCCACCUGCCUCAGCUUCCAUGUGCUGAACGUAAUGCUCGAACAACUCGAUGGCGUUGUGCUCGUCUACGGCUAUCGACUGUAUGCUCCGGAGUGCCACGAUUCGCUCACUCCCGAGCUGCUCAAUCGCUACGAAGGCGGCCAAUUUCAGGUGCACAAUCAACAGCUAUUUCCACGUCCCAUGGGCAGUUUGUACGGUUGUCCCAUCAACGUCAGCUGGCAUCCGAUGCCGCCGUUCGUCAUGUUCGACGGCAACUCGAGUGAUCCCCAGCAUCGAGCGGACCUCUCCCGCCUUAGCGGCGUCGAUGGCGUGCUCCUCAAGAAACUUGCCGAUAUCUAUGACUUUCGCAUCAAUCUCUUGGCGCCCUGCGAGAACAGACGAGUCAUCGAAACGGUGUCGGAUGGCACGCUGCACACUUUCGGGUUCUUCACUCACUCCGACGACUGCUUCCAGGAGCUAGCCGACCUGAAUUCCUCGGUGGCCAUCGGGGCGCUGAGUGCAUCGCAUUUCUCGCAUCGCGAACGCUUCUCCACGACGAGUUCGUAUCACCAGAGCGCUCUGAUCUUCGUAGUACGCGUGGAACACAUCAUGGGCGCUGUCAAUCAGCUCGUGACACCUUUCUGCGGGAGCGUCUGGUUCGCCUUGAGUCUCAGCUGUCUGCUGGCGUUGCUUUUGCAGUGGGCGUGGCGUCUACGUUACCGUCGCUUCGAUAUGGCUGCCAGUGCGUUGCAUGUGCACACCACGCUCCUUGGGAAUCCCCUGGAGACUCCCGCUCUCCCGCAUGUGAGCGUGGUGCGCGGCCUUUUGGGGGCUUGGCUGCUGCUCGCUUUGGUGCUGCGUGUCGCGUAUCAGGGCAAACUUUACGAUGUGUUUCGGUUGCCAUAUUUUCCACCGGUGCCCGAACGCAUCGCGGACUUGCUGAGUGGAAAUUACAUCUACUUGGCCCCGGACUAUGCCGACUACUUUCCGGUGAAUCGGACGCGUCUCAGCGCCUACAACUUUCUCACUCGCUUCGCUCAGCUGGAGAAUGCACCGCCGGGUGCAAAGUUGACGACAAUUUCGUUGCUCGACAAUCUGGCGCAUUACAAUCAACUGAACUGGCAGUCGAGUCGUCUCACUCACGUGCGGGAGCACAUCUAUCUUUAUCAGCUGGUCAUGUAUUUGCGUCGCCAUUCGAUCCUCAAGUUUGCCUUCGAUCGCAAGCUCAAGCAGCUGCAAUCUGCUGGCAUCGUCAGCUAUGUGAAUCGCUAUUUUGAGCACAGUUUCGUUCAUGCUCCCGUCACGAGAUUGACCCACGAGGUGGUCGCCAUUCGACUUGAGAUGUUCUGUGGCCUCUACUUUGUCUGUUACGUCAUGCUCACGUUUGCCGUUCUCAUCUUUCUCCUCGAGCUGCUCAGUUUGCGUGUGCGCUGGCUAAGGCGAUACUUUGUCUAA